Molecule: messenger RNA, 813 nt
Organism: Linum tenue
Lineage: Eukaryota; Viridiplantae; Streptophyta; Magnoliopsida; Malpighiales; Linaceae
Source: the annotation of a GenBank genome assembly
AUGCAGAAUCUGUCUCCCCCACCAUCGACAACUUCACAUGCGGAGGCGACGCCGCCGCCGGAGCGGAAUUCGAGUAUGUGCAGAGACGCAGAGUGUGAGGUACGCGUGGCGAAUGUGACGAGGAACGCGGCGGUGUCGGAGGGAGUGAGUGGGUUUUUCGGAGUGGCGGAGGUUGGAGGAAGGGCUUAUGCUCUGGCGCAGUGCUGGGAGAGCGUCGGGAGAGAUGGUUGCUGGGAGUGUUUGGGUAAAGCCGCCGCCGCGGUGGUCGGAAGAUGUCUGCCGAGGAGGGAAGGGAGAGCGCUGAAUGCCGGGGAUUCAACACUAGGAGUGAUAAUGGCGAUUGCCUUAGCAUCAGCAGCAUUCGCCAUGCUCACACUCUUCGCAGCAUACGCUGUCCAUCUCAAACGCCUAAAGGCUAAACAAGCACGCAGAAAUCUGGGCAAGGUAUCGAUAAGCUUCAAUAGGUUAAGCAUGGACUUCAAGUAUGAAACUUUAGAAAAAGCCACUGAUUACUUCAGCCUGUCGAAGAAGCUAGGCCAAGGAGGAGCUGGCACAGUUUUCAUUGGAUCUCUUCCCAAUAACCAAACCGUGGCAGUGAAGCGGCUGAUCUUCAACACAAGCCAAUGGGUGGAGGAGUUCUUUAACGAGGUGAAUUUGAUCAGCGGAAUUCAACACAAGAACCUCGUUAAGCUGCUCGGUUGCAGUAUUGAAGGACCCGAAAGCCUGCCGGUCUACACGGUGCUCUGCCUGGACGAGGCCACGACAGGGCUGGACAACGCCGCCGCGUUCUUCGUCGUGGAAGCCCUCCCAAUG